AUGCUCUUAGGAAAAAAACACAGACGGAUCCUUCCCAAUUUGGUCUCUACUCAUUUUAGCCCUUACUUGUAUUUUGUCCGAGGGUUUUCAGCACUUCGGAGGUUAAAAAGCAGGAAAGCUCCUUACAGCGAGGUGUCUAAGGGUUUGUACAUCGGUGGGUGGCCUUCUUCGCCGGAAAAAAUGCCGUCGGGUAACCCUGCUGUAAUAGAUUGCACCUAUACAAGGUCUCCGGAUCCAGGUGCCAUGGAAUCGUCUAUUCGAUGGGCUUUGAGAAAGAGAACUCAGAAUACUCCUAUCUUCAUUCAUUGUGCUUAUGGCCAUGGAAGAAGUGUGGCGUUGAUGUGUGCUUUAUUGGUGGGUUUGGGUGUCGUUGAUGACUGGAAAAAUGGUGAGAAAUUAAUCAAAGAAAAACAACCUUAUAUUCGAAUGAGUGCUCUUCACCGGAAAGCCUUGGAAGAAUGGUCAAUGAACCGGUUAUCUCCUCAAAAAAAUGGAUCCAAUGCACGUUAUUGA
This is a messenger RNA of Lactuca virosa, 513 nucleotides long. NCBI's taxonomy places the organism in Eukaryota, Viridiplantae, Streptophyta, Magnoliopsida, Asterales, Asteraceae. The record is from the annotation of a GenBank genome assembly.